Messenger RNA from Rotaria sordida, 7398 nucleotides. The record is from the annotation of a GenBank genome assembly. NCBI's taxonomy places the organism in Eukaryota, Metazoa, Rotifera, Eurotatoria, Philodinida, Philodinidae.
AUGAACUUACCUCCAGGUACAGCUCGUAAUCGUGCAUUAUACGACAAUAUCUUUGUUCUUCUUGCAUGCAUUAUCAAUCGGAUACCUUUGUUUCUUUGUGGAAAGCCUGGUUGCAGUAAAACAUCAGCCAUUCAAAUUGUCCUUAGCAAUCUCAAGGGCAGAAAAUCAAAUGUUGAACACUUUCGCAUAUUUCCUGAGUUAGUACCUGUUUCGUUUCAGGGAUCACAGAAUUGUACAUCUGAAAGUAUUACGAAAGUAUUCGAGCGAGCUGCUGAUUAUACACAAGUAAAAAGUUCAGAGGAGCUCAUUCCUGUAAUUGUAUUUGAUGAGAUUGGUCUUGCGGAAUUGUCGCCUCAUAAUCCUCUUAAAGUUCUUCAUGGUGAACUAGAAAUAGAAAAUUGUCAGUAUGGUUUCGUUGGUGUAUCCAAUUGGCGCCUUGAUGCAUCGAAAAUGAAUCGAGCACUUUAUCUUGCAAUAUCUGAUCCUGAUGUCAACGAUUUACAAAUAACCGCUGAAACGAUUUGUGAAAGUAUGAGUACUGAAGAAUAUUCUAUUCAACUCAAUAAAUCAGUUCUUGAAGGUCUGGCUUAUGCUUAUUAUUCGCUACGCGAAUUUAUGAAAAAAACUCACCAUGAAGCGGAAAAUUAUUUUGGUCUUCGUGAUUAUUACUCAUUAAUAAAAGGAAUUGUUCAUGAUUUUCGUCAUUUUGGUGCUGAUUCAGAUAUAUAUGCAAUUAUUCAUCGUCAAUUAGUCGUUAAUUUUGAUGGUACUGAAAUUGGAUUUGAAUUUGUAUGGAAAAGCUUUUGUGAAAAAGUCAAUCGACUAGAUUUACAAGAUCAAUAUCAAAAACUGAGUUUUGACAUUCUACUCGAUAACAGUUUAAAUACUCGAAAAGGAAGAUAUCUUAUGUUGAUUGGAGAAAAUGAGAGUGUCAUUGACUAUGUUGAACGUUACAUUGUUCGACAUAGAAAAAAAGAAUCUGCCGAUGUACGAACAAUUGUUGGCAGUUCAUUUCCAGGUGAUUUACUCUUAGGUAAUACCUAUGCUGAACAAUACAAUUAUCGUGUUCUCAUGGAUAUUAUUCUCUACGCUGAAAGAAAUACGAUAUUAAUUAUGCGUCAAAUGGGUCAUCUUUACGAUAAUUUAUACGAUUUAUUUAAUCAGAAUUUUUCUGUUGCGGGUCGAAGAAAAUUUUGUCGGAUUUUUUUGGGUGCUCUCUAUCAUCCUCAAUGUUUUGUUCAUGAGGAAUUUUAUUGUGUUGUUCUUAUUAACAAACAAGAUGUAGAUAAAUGUGAUCCACCACUAUUGAAUCGUUUCGAGAAACAUGUCAUUGAUUGGCAUAGUCUUGUUCAACCACGACAUUGGUCGAUGACAAGUGCUUUGCUUUCAUGGAUUGAUACUCUUAUCCCGACUAAUUUAGGAAAAUAUUUUCCUUUACGCCAACAUUUGUUCGUUACUUAUAGUCAUGAUUAUCUCUGUACUCUCAUUAUUGAGGCAUUCGAUUGUUUACAUAUUAAUGUUGAUAAUGACGAAACCGAAAUUGAAAAUUCAAAAGUACUCAAUUUUUGCAAGAAAACUCUGCUUCGAACAAGCACUUUUGAUUUACCAAUAAUUCUUGCUUUGAAUUCGACGAAUAAUGAUAUUAUUGAUCAAUAUUAUAAUCUACGUGAACAUUUCUCGUUUAAUCAAUUAAUAGAAGAAGCAUUCAAAAACAAUACAUUGAACAAUCGAAUCAUUUAUACAUAUACUCAACUAUAUCACGAGAUCAAACUCCCGUGUAGCGAUGUUGAAGAAGUCAAACUGGGAAAUCUUAAAACUGAACACGAACUAAUUAGUUAUGUAAAAAAUCAUUAUAAAUCUGAACAUUUUUCAACACGUCUUCUUUUGAUUCGAGUCGAUUAUCAUGGUGAACAUCAACAUAUUCUGUCACUAAAACAUGUUCUAUUCAAUGAACACGUUAUAAGGAGUAAUCGUGGUAUAUGGAUUAUAUUUCAUCUUCAGCGAAAUAUGCUUAAUCAAGUAACAAAUAAUGUUUUAUUCGAUAAUUGGCCAGUAGAUAUGAUUGAUGAUCUCAAUAGUCAUGAAUAUAUACCUCGCAAACUUCUUCAAAAUCCAUCUUAUCUUGAGUUAAUCUCACAUUCAUUAUUUUCUCUUUCGGAUUGUCUAUUCGAUGAACUUGUUGAUCGAUGUUUAACUAAAUUUCGCUAUUCAACAUUUUAUACAGAUGAUGAAAAACGUAUUAAUUUUCGACGUAAUCAAAUAAUGAACAUUCUUAUUAAACAAUAUGAUAAUACAAUCGAUGAAAAUAAUCUUCAUCUUCGAUCAAUUGUACAACACAAUCUUAUCGAAAUAAUUCAAACAAUUUCAAUACCUAAUAAAACACGUUUUAUUGAUUGGCGUCUUGAUCUUUUAACAAAUGCUGCAACAAUUGCAGCAAGUCGUUCAACUCUAGACGCUAUUCAAGCAACAAUUGCUCUUUUUUAUGACACAUAUUUUCUUCUUCUUUUAGGACAUCUUGAAAAAUAUUCAUUUAUUGAUUCAUAUAUUUUUUUAAUUAAUAAUAUUAAUAUUGAAUAUCGAAUUAAUCUCAAUCAACUUUGGAUGAAAUGUUUAAUAAAAACAUUAGAAACAAUUGAUACUAGUGUUAUGAAUCUUGAUACAAUUCCAAUUGAUUUAGUAUUUGAUCUUCGAUUACCUUGUGCAGCAGCUGAAUAUGAAAUUAUAAAACAAAUUCGUGAAAAAAUUGGAGACAAUCAUCAAAAUAAUUUUGAUGAUGAAUUCGAAGAACGAGAACGUCGAGCAAUAAGACAAUUACGAGCAAAAAGUAUUUAUGGAACUGAUUUCAUUGAUUAUAUAUUUGAAAAUCAAAGUUUAUUUAAUCAUUAUUAUCAUGAUCAAAUAGCCAUGCAUCUUCGUGAUACAAAUAUUCAAUUAUCAACUGAUUUUGUUUUUACUCUAUUUAUUGAUAAUAACAAAAAACCAAUAGAUCAAGUAAAAAGUUUACUUACUGAUAAUGUAGAAACAACUAUAAUUCUUCGUUUAUUUGAAAUUGGUACACAACUUGUAAAACAAAAUGAUCUUAUCGAUAUUCUAAAAUGUCAAAUAAUCGAAUUUAAUAAUUUAACAAUUGAAAAACGUCCAUAUUAUACUCUAAUUUGGAAGAAUGAUAAUCUAUAUCAAAUUCCCCCAUAUGAAACAUCGAUAGAUGACGAAUUAGUGUUUGAAUGCAAGGGUAAUCCAUUGAUUGAAACAAGUCUCAUGAAUUUAAUUGAACUUCUUCUUUCAUCAACAAUCAUUCAAGAAGUAACAAACAUUGAACAAUUAACAAUUAAUUUUAGUUUAAUAGUUCGUGGUAUACGUGAUCUGCCAUCCUAUGAAAUUCUUAAUCUUGAGAAACUUCGUUGUUUUCUUAGUCUUAUUCGUUGUUUAACUACAUUGAUACCGGAAAAAGCACUUACUAUUUUACAACAUGAAUGUAUCAAAGGAUUCAAUGGGAAAUUUUCUUCUAGUCAAUCGAUUCAUGAUUUUAUUAUUAAUCUAUCGAAUACAAUUAGAAAAGAAAAUUCUCUAGAAAAUGAAAGUCUUAUUCACCAUACAUUAGACAAACUUGAAAUGGGCUUUUUUAAAGAUUGGAUGGUUGAAAAUAGUGAUUCGUAUGAUGAUAUUCUUAAAUUAUUGGAUGAAUCCAGAAAUAAUCUUUGGCAUUAUUCGGCAAAAAAUUUGACAUAUAUCGAUCGAAAAUUGAAUUUAUUUUCGACAAUAAAAACAACCAAUGGACAAUUACCAAUUGAUGACAAAUAUAUGAAACUUGACGAUAUUUUUAGACAAUCAACUAAUUCAACGCGUAAAACUGAACACUUGUUUGCAAAUCGAUUUCAUCUCAAUCUUAUGAUGGAUGUUACGGGUGAUCAAAUCGAGAUAAUGCUCACUAAACAUUUUAUUCAUUUCAAAGAGAAUUUUCAAGAGAUUCAAUAUGUAUCAUCUGAAAAUCCAGCUAGACAUAUAGCAUUAUUAUCAUGGAUUAAAUAUUACUGCCAAAUGUAUGCAUUUGCAUUAAAUAAUGAUAGUCGAGAGAAUAUUAUUGGAGAAAUCAAUGAUUUUCUUUCGACCAAUGAAUCACCUUUUUGCUCGACCAUCAAAUUGUUUAUUACUAAACAACUACUUCAAUUAUCUAAUCUAACUCUUCGUCAAUUACGGCAACGGUUUAUCAAUCGUAAUGUACAUUGGAUUAAAUCGAUUCUUGAACCUUCACAAGACACACAUCAAAAUCUAAAUUUACCAACACUUCUUUUUGAAUCGAAAGAUGAAUUUGAACGUGUUAGCAAAAUUCUAUCUCAAACUACAGAUCAAAAUGAAUUACGUCGACUAAUUCAAGAGUGUGUCAAUCGUCCUGAAACAACUUAUUCAUUUUUUCUCUAUUUCAUUCAUUAUUAUUCGUGUUUUUAUACAUUCAAUACACCAAUCGACAAUCAUUGGAAAGAUUUAUUUGAAAAUGAAUUGUCGACAGAUUUGAUUAAAGUUUUUGAACCAAUUGGUCAACAAUUACUGAUUUCACUCUGCAGUAAUUUUACAGUCAAUUCAUAUUUUCGCUUAUUACCACAAUUGUCAAUAGCAAAUAUUCAUUGUCGUUUACUUGCAUUGAAUAUUAUUGUUUUAUUCCUAUCGUUCAAAAUGAAUCAACAAAUAUCACUUUUAGGCAGUUUAUUAUUUGACAGAAAUCGAAAAAUGCCUACAAAUUAUUCUCAACAUCUGAAAAAAAGUUGUUUACCUGGUCUAAUUACUAGUGAUCGUAUUGUUAAACAGAUGAUUGAUGUACGUACACAAGUUCAAGACCGUUUGAAUCGAGGUCUAAUUUAUAAGAGUGGCAAAUUCAUUUUUCAAUGCUCCCGUGAUUGCCUGUGGACAUUUUAUUUUGAAAAUUGUGGUGUUCCCAAUGACCGUCGUAACUGUCCACUCUGUGAAAAACCAAUUGGGGCCGUACGAUACGGUAUUCUUAUUGAACGUGAACCACCUCAAAUAAGAAGAUCUAUUGAAGAUGGUUUUCAAUUUAUUAACAAAUAUAUUAUUGAAUCCAAUAAAAUGAAUCGUUUCGGGUAUCACAAUUUAGAGGCGGCAGAAUUGAGUGCCGUCGAUGAAAAACCCGAUCACUUAAUUCUUCCGAUAACAUUUCGUUUCAUUCAUCUUUUAACACAUACAAUCCUAUUGUUUCUUUCCGAUAGAGAAUAUUUGUCUGACAAUGAUUUAAAUAUUCAAAAUUGUAAACAACAUUUUCGUAAUCAUAUUGAAAAAGAUAUUGAACUACUUUCUCGUCAUUUACCCAAUCCUGAUGAUUGUUAUAUUUGGAUGUACAAAUUACUUAAUCAUUUUAUAAAUGCAACAUUUUUCGUUGAUGGAAUUUUAGAUAAUAAUGAGAAAAUAAUUCAAAUCGAACAAGUGAUAGAACAAAAACUUAUUCUUACACAUUUGGAAUCAGUAACAGAUGAAAUAAAUCAAUACAAAGUUGCCUAUGCAGAAUUUGUACGUGAAUGUGAUACAACACCACUACUUCAAGAUUUUGUGAACGAACUUUGCAAAAAUGAAGAAUUUUAUCCUAAUUUAUCAUUUUUCAAUGUAACUAAAUUUCAUACAACAGAUCCAUUAAAUGAAUUUAUUGUUAAAAUGGGUUCAUUACCACAUGGAGAUAGAAUGUAUCCUAUGACGAAAUUUAUACUUAAACGUCUUGAUGAUUAUACAAAUAUCCGAUAUCUUUAUCCUAUUGUUAUCUUUUCCAACUAUCUCAUUGAAAAAUUUAAUCAUCGUAUUCGCCGUAUUGAUGCUGCCUGUAUGAAACUUUCAUAUUAUUUGGAAAAUGACAAUGAUCAUAUUAUGCUAAAACAACUUUAUGAACACUUUUUACAUGCAUGGUAUUCAUUAACAAUAAAAGAAUUUCGUUUCAAUUGUAUAACAUUAAAAUUAGAACGUAUAGAAAAUCGUUUAAAUUUUGCUAAAGAAACAAGUAUUGCUGCUCUAUUAUUGAAUACUUCAAGAGAUGAAAGUAGCCUUUUACUUGCAGCUUGCAUGAAAACAAUAGCUGAAUUACAAAAUGAAUUAGUUAAUUAUUUUCAUAAUGCUGUUGCUCAUAGUGGAACAUUAGAAAAUCGAAAACAUGUUAAUCUUCAAGCAAUACAUCCUGAGCAUGUAUUUUGGCUUGAUCGUUGCGAUUUGAGUCAAAAAUUAAUUGAUGAUAGUGCUGUUAUUAAUUAUGAAUAUGGAAAAAGUAAAGAUAUGAUAUAUGAUUAUGAAGAAGUUGAGAUUUAUUUGCGUGAUAUGGUUAGUCGCCUUCCAUUGAUUGAUACAGAAAAAUUUCAUUUUCUUAAUUAUCAAUUUGAACUCUAUAGUGAAAACACAUCAUUAAUCAAUGAUGUUCGAGCUCGUGUUAAGCAAGUUCGAUUGAUUGACACUGAACGAAUACAUUUGUUUAAUUUAAUUUCGAGAAUGAAUCAUGAUGAUAUUCUUCAUUAUCUUGGCUCACUAGAUUAUAUCUUUACUUACUUGCGUAAUUGUGUGAUGGAUGAAAACAAUGAUCAUUAUGGACCGACGAUGUCAAUUCAAAAUUUUGUCGAACUUUAUAUUCCUUCGCAUACUUGUUUAAAAGAUAAUAUUUUACGGAAACCACCUUUUUCAACUGUUCAACUUUGUUAUUUAAUUGAUCUUUAUGAAAUGUUAGAAGAGUUUGCAUUUGAUCGUAUACUACGCCAAUAUCUCAAUAAAAAUCUAUGUCCAGAAGCAUUUACAUCUGAAGAACGCCUUCGAGUGAUUAAUCAAUUUGGACGAGCGACAUACGAAAAAGAAACCAUUGCGACUACAUUAUCAUCAAUCGAUUGUUGGAUUGGAAUGCUUAGACGACUGAUGGUUCGUGUACUUAAUGCAAAUGUUGCUCUCGAUGUACCACUUCAAUUAUACUUGGAAAGAACUGAUCUUUGGAGUGAUCGUGUGAGUAUCACUCUCUGGCAUUCGUUCAUUGGUGGUCCUGUUGCUUUCAAAACGUUGCCUCGUCAACAGUUCGGUCUGCUCCAAAGCAAGCUGUUUCCUAUCUAUUUUUCAUUGCAAAGUAUUCUUAGUGGUAUAUGCUUGAUAACAACAUCAAAUCGAAAUGCUCGUGUCAUUUUUCUUAUUGGCGCUCUGGGUGGAUUAAUCAAUUUAACGAUUGUGGGACGUUGGACGGCAAAGAUUAUGAACGAGAGACACAAAGUAGAAAGAGAAGAAGGCAAACAAUACAACGAUCCUGAUAUUAGUGAUCGACUGAAAGCAUUAAACAAGCAAUUUGGCAUAGCCCAUGGUUGUAGCUCAGUUAUCAAUAUGGCCGUUGUACUGUCGCUGCUCGUGUAUCCGUUCAUUUCAUCUCAAAUCAUUGUUUAG